This is a messenger RNA of Vitis riparia (riverbank grape), 1579 nucleotides long. RefSeq names its product isocitrate dehydrogenase [NADP]-like. Bases 132 to 1382 code for a protein of 416 amino acids. Lineage: Eukaryota; Viridiplantae; Streptophyta; Magnoliopsida; Vitales; Vitaceae. Gene Ontology annotation, cellular component: mitochondrion. The record is from RefSeq and is a predicted model, not a curated record. The transcript is spliced from 15 exons. Gene Ontology annotation, molecular function: NAD binding; isocitrate dehydrogenase (NADP+) activity; magnesium ion binding. Gene Ontology annotation, biological process: isocitrate metabolic process.
UGGAACGGUGUAUCAAACCGAUGUGCCCGAUGCAUUCUGGAGGUGAAGGGAAUUUACAGUAUACCUUCGCUUUCUACGUUGGAUUGUGUGUCGCAGACAGAGACUGUGUCUAACUCACUGAUAAAUCGGAGAUGGCUUUGGAGAAGAUCAAGGUGGACAACCCCAUCGUUGAGAUGGAUGGUGAUGAAAUGACUCGGGUUUUCUGGAAAUCAAUCAAGGAUAAGCUUAUUCUCCCCUUUCUAGAGUUGGAUAUCAAAUACUUUGAUCUUGGCCUACCCAACCGUGAGGCCACUCGUGAUCAAGUUACGGUUGAUAGUGCUCAUGCCACUCUUAAGUAUAAUGUGGCGAUUAAGUGUGCAACUAUAACUCCAGAUGAAGCCCGUGUUAAGGAGUUCAACUUGAAACAGAUGUGGAAGAGUCCAAAUGGGACUAUUAGGAACAUUUUAAAUGGUACUGUUUUCAGAGAACCAAUUAUCUGCAAGAAUGUUCCUCGCCUCAUCCCAGGUUGGUCCAAGCCAAUAUGCAUUGGAAGGCAUGCUUUUGGGGAUCAAUAUCGAGCAACUGAUGCCGUUAUUGAAGGAUCCGGAAAACUGAAAAUGGUGUUUGUGCCUGAUGGACCGAAUGAGAUAAAAGAAUUGGAGGUUUACCAAUUUACGGGUGCUGGAGGAGUUGCUUUGUCAAUGUAUAAUACUGAUGAGUCCAUCCGCGCUUUUGCUGAGGCUUCAAUGAACAUGGCUUACCAGAAAAGGUGGCCACUUUAUCUUUCAACAAAAAAUACCAUUCUUAAGAAAUAUGAUGGCAGAUUUAAAGACAUAUUCCAAGAGGUUUAUGAAGCUCAAUGGAAAUCCAAGUUUGAAGCUGCGGGGAUAUGGUAUGAGCAUCGUCUCAUUGAUGAUAUGGUUGCUUAUGCCCUUAAAAGUGAUGGCGGCUAUGUAUGGGCCUGCAAAAAUUAUGAUGGAGAUGUCCAGAGUGAUUUCUUAGCCCAAGGAUUUGGAUCUCUUGGGUUGAUGACUUCAGUACUGGUGUGCCCAGAUGGAAAGACCAUUGAAGCUGAAGCAGCACAUGGCACAGUUACCCGCCAUUACAGGGUUCAUCAGAAAGGAGGUGAAACCAGCACAAACAGCAUAGCCUCUAUCUUUGCCUGGUCAAGGGGUCUUGCACACAGGGCUAAGUUGGAUGGGAAUGCUAGGCUAUUGGACUUUACUGAGAAACUGGAAGCAGCCUGUAUUGCAACUGUAGAAUCAGGGAAGAUGACUAAGGAUCUUGCACUUCUUAUUCACGGGCCUAAGGUUACUAGGGCUCAGUAUCUGAACACUGAAGAGUUCAUAGAAGCUGUGGCUGAGGAACUGAGAGCAAGGCUGCCUAAAAGAUCGAAGUUUUGAACUCCUAGCCAUUCACUUGGCUUUGUCUAUGGCAAUAAUGUAAACUCCACAGUUCAUUCAACUUAUCUGUUUCUCAUUCAAACAAGGCUGAUGAGAUUAUUUAUUAUUAUUAUAAAUCAAAGUUUUGAACUCCUAGCCGUUCACUUGGCUUUGUGUAUGCCAAUAAUGCAAUAAUGAAAACUCCCAAGUUCAUUCAA